Messenger RNA from Mytilus californianus (California mussel), 2816 nucleotides. RefSeq names its product UDP-N-acetylglucosamine transporter-like. The record is from RefSeq and is a predicted model, not a curated record. Lineage: Eukaryota; Metazoa; Mollusca; Bivalvia; Mytilida; Mytilidae. Gene Ontology annotation, molecular function: UDP-galactose transmembrane transporter activity. Bases 111 to 1235 code for a protein of 374 amino acids. The transcript is spliced from 3 exons. Gene Ontology annotation, biological process: pyrimidine nucleotide-sugar transmembrane transport. Gene Ontology annotation, cellular component: Golgi membrane.
UAACCCGUGUUGUCAACUCAUUCAGAAAAAUGUCACCUGCUGUCGUCUAUACGCGUUGACAGAGUUGGAGGCAAAUCGAUUUGUAAGAACAAGAUAUUUUGAUCCGACAAAUGUCACAGACUUGUCAAACAGAAACACUGCUGUCUACGUCAGAAACUACACAAAUCAAUAUGAUAAGUAACGAGAAGACUCGGGAUGCUGAACUUGGGCUGGUUGAUGAUGCAAAAGUUAUAAUAGCAAAGCAACCAGAAACCAGUGGCAUGUUGAAGUACGUCAGUUUGGUAUUGUUGGCCCUUCAAAAUACCCUACUCAUCCUGACGAUGAGAUAUGUUAGGACUCAAAAGGGGGACAUGUUCAUGUCUACUACUGCUGUUGUCAUGUCCGAAGCAUUCAAAGUGUUGGCAUCUUUAGGAAUAAUACUAUACCAAGAAGGAAGCUUUAAGAAAUUUGUCCAGCAUCUGGUUGAUAAUAUAAUCAAACAGCCUAUGGAUUGUGUGAAAGUCUCAAUUCCAUCCAUUAUUUACGUAUUACAGAAUAAUCUACUGUAUGUUGCUGUGUCUAAUUUGGAUGCUGCUACCUACCAGGUUUCAUAUCAGCUGAAAAUUUUAACCACAGCUGUCUUUUCUGUGUUCAUGUUGAAGAAACAAAUUUCAAAGUUGCAAUGGACAUCACUUGUCAUUCUUUUUAUUGGUGUGUCAGUUGUACAAUUACAGCCAACUGAAUCCAAACAGAAAGCACCACCAGCUGUAGAACAGAAUCCAAUGUUAGGCUUCAUCUGUGUUGUCAUAUCAUGCUGUAUGUCAGGGUUUGCAGGAGUGUAUUUUGAAAAGAUUUUAAAAGGAACCAAAGGAUCCGUUUGGUUACGAAAUGUACAACUCGGAGGUCUGGGUGUAGUGAUAGGAUUAAUUACCAUGGAAAUUAAUGAUGGGACAAAAGUGACAGAAAAGGGAUUUUUCCAUGGCUACCAUAGUAUUGUUUGGUUUGUUAUAUUUUUACAAUCGUUUGGAGGGUUAUGUGUAGCAGUGGUAGUUAAAUAUGCAGACAAUAUAUUAAAGGGUUUCGCCACAUCGGCCGCCAUUAUUUUAUCAUGUAUAGCAUCUAUAUACUUUUUCGAUUUCCAAUUAACAUUGCAAUUUUCAUUGGGUGCUUCGUUAGUUAUGUAUUCUGUUUAUAUGUAUAGUAGAUAUCCUGUUGGGGCCUCUACAUCAACUGAUGUCAAGGUCAAUAUCAAAUGACUUUAGUUGCGUUUAAGUUUGAAUUUUAAAGUAUGAGUGCAGGUAUUCACAUUGUAAUUGAAAUAAUUCUACUAUACUAUACUGUUUUACAAAAUUUGACAAUCAAAGUGGAGGUAUUUUAGUUAUUAUAAUUUUUGUAAUGUCACAGCCCGUAACAAUUAUAAAAGUAUUUGUGAGAAAAAAAACCUGCUGUCAGAUAUAUAUUUUUCAAAGGAUUUUUUUUUCUGUAUUGUGAGACAACAGCUUUAUUCAAUUCCUAAUAUAAAUACGUUAUUGAUUUUCCAAAAUAUUGUUUCAAAGUAUAUUAGGUAAAGAUCUUUUAUUUAUACUUAUAAACAUUUAUAAGUUUGUUUAUAACAGAUAUAAGAUCCAAACAAAACAGUAUUUAUUAUCUUAAACAUUUUGCAUAUAAAACAUUUUUAACUCUAAUUCAAUCAUUAAUUUAAAUAGUUCAAUGUUUUAAGCUAUAAUGAUAAACCUUGUGCAGUUUGGUCAUAUUGACUAUCGCCCAUUGCUUAAGAAUAGACAAAUAAAGAAAAAGUUAUUUAAAAAUGUUAUUUACAUUUUUUUAAAGAAUUAAAUACAAAUCUUUUCCAACCUACUAACAACCUAGUCAACCAACCAACAUAAAUACACAAAUGUAGUUUCUGUAAUUGUGAUAGCCAAUAUUGACAAAAUACAAAAAAAAAGAAAAAUGUCAUGCUGGCCAGUAUAACAAAUCUUUCUAUCUGACCUUAAUUCAAUGUAUUGGUCAAACUACCUGACAGAUGAAAGUAACAAAAUUGACUGAUAUCAAAAGCUACAUAACAGUACUCUUUGCAUUCAAUCUUUAUGAAUUUAACAUUGGACAUUUAUAUGUCUUGUCAGAUUUGUUACUGAGUGACAAAGAUGGCAACUAGAAAUAGAACUAAAGUCAAAUAUAAGUUUAUUAAAUAUUAGAUUAUUUGUAAUGAAUAAUGAAUUACAAAAAAUAGUCUUAGGGAUAAUUCCUGUUAAAGUAAAAAAAUUACAGUUACAGGUAACAACUUUUGAAAGUAGAGUUAUCUCCCUUAGUAGUCCAGAUAUUAUCUGUAAUAUUUUCUUCUUGUUUUAUUUUUUUGCUUGACUGCAUUACACAUAUAGAGUGUUUCAUUGGUUGUCUUUACUAUUUAUAAAAGUACAAUUUAAUGGUCAAUGAAAGUUUUUUAUUACAGCCUAUUUUAAAGUUCGAACUAAUAUAAAAAUAAAUUAAGCCAACCAAAAAUUUACUUGAAUAACUAUUACACUGACUGAAAUUGCAUGUUUAAAUUAAAUAUUUUCAUCAUGUUAAAUUGAAUAUUGUAGUUCAGUUUAUCAGCUGACAUAUCCAUGCAUGUCUAUAGAUAUUGAUAUCAAUUUACAGAUGCAAGGUGAGCCGUACAAAAAUUGCUUAUUGUGUAAUAAACCGCUGUAUAUAUAAUUAUAUAUUGACAGAAAUCUCAGAUUAAAAAUUACCGAAUUAAUGUAUUUUAAUAAUAAUAUAUCUAUCCAAACAUUUAUUAGUCCCAUUAAUAUUUUUGUUAUUGAAUUUUAUUGUUGUUUUUAGUAAUAUAUAUACAUAUA